UCAUCCCCGGAAGUAGGGAGGCCAACCGGAAAGAGGCCAGAAGGAGAGGAGACGCCCCGCCCUUGCUACGGUGGCCUGAAAGGAGUGGCGGAAGCGGUGCAACAGAAUCGUUUCUGGGGUUCACAGUUGUGAUGUCUUUCAAGAGAGAAGGGGACGAUUGGAGUCAACUCAAUGUGCUCAAAAAACGAAGAGUCGGGGACCUGCUGGCCAGUUACAUCCCAGAGGAUGAGGCGCUCAUGCUACGGGAUGGACGCUUUGCUUGUGCCAUCUGUCCCCACCGACCGGUACUGGACACCCUGGCCAUGCUGACUGCGCACCGUGCAGGCAAGAAACAUCUGUCCAGCCUGCAGCUUUUCUAUGGCAAGAAGCAGCCAGGAAAGGGAAUGGAGCAGAAGCCAAGACAGCAGAAUGAAUUGAGGAGGGAAGAGACCAAAGCUGAGGCUCCUCUGUUAACCCAGACUCGGCUUAUCACCCAGAGCGCUCUGCACAGAGCUCCUCACUAUAACAGUUGCAGCCGCCGGAAGUACAGACCAGAAGCCCCUCGUCCCGUUGUCUCCCAUUCCCCUUUGCCACCCCGAGAGGUGGAACUCCAAAGUGGGCAGAUCAGCAGGGAACUGGAACCUGGGGCUGGCCCACAGGCCAAGGAGUCAGCCACUGUCUCAUCCCCUGCACCUCUGAGCCCCAGAAGAAGACGAGCCCUGGAUCAUUACCUCACCCUUCGAAGCUCUGGAUGGAUCCCAGAUGGACGAGGUCAAUGGGUAAAAGAUGAGAAUGUUGAGUUUGACUCUGAUGAGGAGGAACCCCCUGAUCUCCUCUUGGACUGACACCCCCCUUUCCCCAUUCAAUUCAAAUAAGCUACAGCCGGCGCUGGGAGCCUAACUUUGCUCAAGUCUGGUUUCUGUGUCCCAUUUCAGGAUUUCAAAUCUGUUCAUUCUCAGCCAGGCCAGUCCUUCCCUGCAAUGCACACAGCUCUCCAUACUUCUGACCCCUCCCCCACCUCUGCCAAAGUCAUGCCAAGCGUCAGCUGCAUGCAGCCUGGUGCCCUAUUAAUAAGUCUGUCAGAAGGAGGUCUUUGCCCUUCAUGUGUCUGCUUUUUUCCCCACAUCUACUCCAAGUCCUUCCCUUCUUUAAAUCACAUGAGGGUUGUGGAUGGGCACUGGGGGGCCUGGCCACAUCUAGAAACAGGGCCAAGGCUAGGUAUCCUAUGAAAGUACAAGAGACUAAAGGCAUUGGCAGGAUUAUGGGGAACACCAAGGGAGGGAGCUCCCCCACCUUCUCCUGGUAAUUUGAACCUCCCUGCCUGCUGAUCCCCAGAGUAUAAAUAAUCCCCUUGAUGAACUGGCAGUAACCCUUGGGGGUUAGCGCCAAGAUUCCCACCCCAAAGCCAAGGAAGGAGGCAUGCAGAUUGGACAGAAGGGCCUUUAUUUACAGGAAAGAGGGAUAGAUGAGGCUGUAAGCAUUCAGGGCUCCCAGCUCUAGUUGGUAAAGGGAAAGGUUGUGUUAUCUCUUUUUUUGCUGGCGACCUGUAAAGGAGGAAGAGUAAAUACAAGUCUUUGUUCGAUCUCUUGCUUCCCACAAAGGUGCUCUUCGCCUGUCCAGUUCUCUGGCCAGACUCACAAAGAGGUAAUGUCUUAAGGCCAUCAAACAUGCCCACUCCACAUCAACAAAACAAAAUAAAAAACAAUGCGGUGGGGCCAGCCCCAUGGCCUGGUGGUUAA
This is a messenger RNA of Equus quagga, 1718 nucleotides long. It is a transcript of the gene SCNM1, whose product is annotated as sodium channel modifier 1. The transcript has 7 exons. The coding region runs from base 132 to 824 and encodes 230 amino acids. Gene Ontology annotation, biological process: RNA splicing. The record is from RefSeq and is a predicted model, not a curated record. NCBI's taxonomy places the organism in Eukaryota, Metazoa, Chordata, Mammalia, Perissodactyla, Equidae. Gene Ontology annotation, cellular component: nucleus.